Molecule: messenger RNA, 865 nt
Organism: Brassica oleracea var. oleracea
Lineage: Eukaryota; Viridiplantae; Streptophyta; Magnoliopsida; Brassicales; Brassicaceae
Product: reticulon-like protein B9
Exons: 5
Coding region: 99-773 (224 amino acids)
Source: RefSeq, a predicted model, not a curated record
UUUACAUAUAUAUAUAUAUAUAUAUAUCAGAACACUAAUGUUAACUACUAUUCCAAAUUUCCAAUUUAAUUUGUAAGCUGUCAUAUUUUCAUCCAAUCAUGCCAAUCUUUGGGGGAUCUUCCGAUUCUGAAGAUGAAAGAACAAUGCAUCAAAUGACUAAGUUCUUCAGUCGCCAACGAUCAAUUCACUCUAUAUUUGGAGGAGGCAAAUUUGCGGAUAUUUUGCUAUGGAGAGAGCCAAAAAUAGCUGCAACAUUGGCGAUGGGAGUUAGUGUCUUCUGGUUCUUGAUGGAAGUAGUGGAAUACAAUUUCAUAACCCUAAUUUGUCAUGCUUCCAUGACCUCCAUGCUUCUUUUCUUUAUUUGGUCCACUGCUUCUGAUUUUCUCAAUUGGGAAAGGCCAAUUAUACCAGAAGUGGUACUAGACGAAUCUUCUUUCAAGGAAUUAGCAAGAAGCUUUCAUGAUAGAUUCAACAGAAUGCUCUCCAAGCUUCUUGACAUUGCUUGUGGAAGAGAUCCUCCACUCUUUUUCCUAACAACAAUCUCACUUUAUAUCUUAUCCAUCAUCGGGACAUAUUUCAACUUUAUGAAUCUUUUGUUCAUAGGGUUUAUAAGCAUGCAAACGUUGCCGGUUAUGUACGAGCUGUACGAGGAUGACGUUGAUAGAGUACUGAGUAAAUUGGCCAGGAAGAUGAGGAAGCUGUACAGAAAAAUUGACUCGAACGUUCUUAGCAAGAUCCCAAGAGGAACUGUUAAAAUCAAGAAACAUACUUAAUUCUUCGCUGUUUGCAUAUUAAUUCAUGUAUAAUCAGAAUUCAUAUGUAUAUAGAAAUAUAUAAUGAAUUCUGCAAUUAUAUAUAUAUAUAU